Molecule: messenger RNA, 1439 nt
Organism: Salvelinus sp. IW2-2015
Lineage: Eukaryota; Metazoa; Chordata; Actinopteri; Salmoniformes; Salmonidae
Product: H/ACA ribonucleoprotein complex subunit 1
Biological process (GO): ribosome biogenesis; snoRNA guided rRNA pseudouridine synthesis
Cellular component (GO): box H/ACA snoRNP complex
Molecular function (GO): box H/ACA snoRNA binding
Source: RefSeq, a predicted model, not a curated record
CUGGUUUUGAUUUACAGCACCACAAAAAAGCCACAUGCGUUUGCAUCGCGUGGAAAUAGUUUCUGGCACAAUUUGCUCCGGCAGCUGAUCUUAUUUGUUCUACGAAGGCGCACAAGAACAUGUCUUUCCGAGGAGGUGGUGGAAGAGGUGGCCGUGGGGGCGGAUUCAACCGUGGUGGAGGGGGAAGAGGAGGAUACGGUGGUGGUGGAGGAUAUAGUGGCGGUCGAGGUGGCGGCGGUGGUUUCCGAGGUGGUGGACGAGGAGGCUUCCAGGACUAUGGCCCUCCAGAAUAUGUUGUUGCACUAGGGGAGUUUAUGCACCCCUGUGAGGAUGAAAUUGUGUGCAAGUGUGUAACGGAGGAGAACAAAGUUCCCUACUUCAACGCGCCCGUGUACUUGGAAAACAAGGAGCAGAUCGGGAAGGUGGAUGAAAUCUUCGGUCAGCUACGUGACUUUUAUUUCUCUGUCAAACUCUCUGAUAAUAUGAAGGCAUCCUCGUUCAAAAAAUUACAAAAGUUCUACGUAGACCCAAUGAAACUCCUACCACUACAGAGGUUUCUUCCCAGACCCCCGGGUGAAAAGGGUCCCCCAAGGGGAGGCAGAGGAGGUAGAGGUGGAAGAGGAGGUCCCCGCGGAGGUGGAUUCCGUGGUGGCAGGGGUGGUGGUGACCGUGGCGGGUUUGGAAGAGGAGGCUUCGGUGGUGGGCGGGGAGGAGGAGGAUUCAGAGGAAGAGGAGGUGGAGGCGGACGAGGAUUUAGAGGUGGCAGAUGAUGACAAACACUGUAUGCCUCGUGGGAUCCUCACCAAGUGUCAAUCCCUACAGGAAGCAAAUCAGUGCGAUGCGAUGCUGGAGCUUGGCUCUGUUGGACUUGACAUGGAGAACGAACAUUGCAUCUUUUUAUACUGCUCAAUUAUCAAUUAGUUUUGUUUUUGUAUACCAAUCUAUGAUGUGUAAAUUAAUGGCUUUUUAUUUAAUGAACCUUGAAAGCACUCUGCUGUCACAGGGAAUAGUAUCAUUAAUAUCCAAGUUUUUGCAACUCUUCAACAUUGUUCACACUGGAUGGUUUUGGGGUACAUUUAGGAUGUGUCACUGUAUUAUACUGUUGAAUAUGAUUGAGAGCUUUCAUGUUGGAGUGCAAUGUUGAUAAGAGACAGAAAUUGAUAAUACCUGGAAUUUUAUAAAACAUAUAAGGCUUGGUUUUGAAAGUGGAAGAUAUGAUGGACAUUAGUAUUCAUUACAAUCAGUGGAAAAUAUUGUAUUUACCCCAGAAAUCCAAUGUGGUUACAGAGUACUGACACCUUUUGUAAAGAAAAGCCUUUGAUUAAACAGUGCUCUGUAGAAGUUUCUCCAGUCUUUAUUUGGACAUCUAACUUAAUGUCUUAUUUUUGCUCAUGCAAAAUAAACAAGUGUUCCAGAAUUGGAACAAUACCUUCAAAUUC